UAGUUGUCUCUUUCCUGUUGUGGUGCAAUCAUUGCUUAUAAGAAUGGAUUAAGAGUCAAAUUAAAGCUAUCUAUUUUAUAAUGAUGUGUACAAAGAUUCUUUUGACAUGCGUCACGGCAAUAUUACUAUUGGAGAUUGUUUCUUCAUUUCAUGGUUCAAAUAAUAUUUCGUACAGAAGCAUUUUAAAUCGAAGAAAACGAAACUCGGAAUUUAAAUGCACAUUACCUUCUCAACCAGAGAACGGUGAAUAUAAGGUAACCGGUGGUAAUAUAAUCAAUGGCAGAGCUUUAGUUAUAAAUCUUCAAUACACAUGUAACCCAACUUACGCGCUAGUUGGAGACGCAGCAGCGUUUUGUUAUGACGGAGAAUGGACACCUGCGGAAUUACCGAAAUGCGUCCAAACCUGUCGUCUAACAAAACAUCGUAGCGUGAUAUACAACUGUCUAAUCAGUGGUACUGACGCUACUCGCUCGUGUCACGACACAGAACCUGUCGGCACUGUUGUACAACCUCUUUGUAAACAACCUCAUUAUUACACGCCUAUAGAACUACCGUACAUGCACUGUUUGAACGGCAGGUGGAAUGCUUGGCCAACUUGUAUGCCGGAAUGCGGUCUACUAACACCAAAGGGUGUAGAAGCUACCAGGUCUGGAGUACCAUGGCAGGCUGCGAUCUACUACAAGAACAUUAUUGAUGCAACCCACGAACAUAUCUGCAGUGGCGCCCUCAUCAGUAACUCUGUGGUCUUGUCAGCUGCCCAUUGCUUCUGGAACGAAGAUACAAAGAGUAAAAGUGAUGAGACCAACUACGCGGUUGCGGUCGGCAAGUUAUUUAGUGAAUGGAGUCAUCCUGAUGACGAAGAGUUUGUCCAGAGGUCAGAUGUGAAGAAGAUAGUAAUACCGAAGGGGUAUCGGGGUGACGAAAAUCAUUACCAGGACGACAUCGCUGUGGUGGUGGUGACCCGGUCUUUUGAGUACCAAGAUCAUAUUAGACCAGUAUGUUUAGAUUUCAAACAGGAGCUUUACAAUAAACAACUAGUGAAAGGCAAUGCAGGAAAGUCUGCUGGUUAUGGAUUAUCGAGAAAUGAUGUGUCCAGUACGAAGUCUUUGCAAUUAAUCGACAUGCCAUUUGUAUCGAAUGAAGAUUGCUUUACCAAAUCAAGCAAUGACAAGUUUUGUGCUGGAAAUAUUAAUGGACCAGGUUUAUGCGGCGCGGAUAGCGGUAGCGCUAUCAUAUUCCCAGCAACAGUACAAAAUACCACUAGGUACUAUCUCCGGGGUAUAUCCUCGGUGACAAUCAAUGCUACGGCACGUUGCAAAACAUAUACAACUUAUAACUCCAUCAUGAAGUAUCAAAAUCUCAUCAAAACUUAUUGGUUUCUUUGAUAAAGGCGAGAAAGUUCGCCAUCUUGAAAUAAAUGCUACUUGUAUUUUUUAAUUCAUAACCCAUAGAUUUAUAACCUAUAUACCGGAGCACAAAAUGGCGGCACAAAAGGUAAUUUCUUGGCAAUUUUUUUCUCAGUGUUGCCAUUAAAAAUAUAAAAUGACUUUCGGGAAAUUGACUCACGAUCAUAGACAGAGAAGGCUAAACUUCGGUUUCUGAAAUGAAAAUCUCUGUUUAAAAUAUAUUGUUAUCUCUGUAUUGUCAAAGAUGACGAUAAGUUUUAUACAGAUAUUUUGGUCUCAGAAACCAACGGUAAUUGAAAUGGUAGUCAUAAGUGUAA
Molecule: messenger RNA, 1723 nt
Organism: Papilio xuthus (Asian swallowtail)
Lineage: Eukaryota; Metazoa; Arthropoda; Insecta; Lepidoptera; Papilionidae
Product: kallikrein 1-related peptidase b9-like
Exons: 10
Coding region: 81-1385 (434 amino acids)
Biological process (GO): proteolysis
Molecular function (GO): serine-type endopeptidase activity
Source: RefSeq, a predicted model, not a curated record